CAAUAAAUGAAUAAAGCAAAGUUGGCAUUUGCUUUCUUGUCUUGUGGCCUUGGAAACAAUCGUUCUCACAUUGGAACGAACUUCUGUUAAUUUUGUUUGGACCGGAGUAUACGUCCAAAUACUUAGGAGUUCUUGCAUUGCUUUUCUGGCAGAUACAAAAGUCCUAACUUGCUAGAAUUUGGUUAAAGCAAGUACUUCAUGGCACUGGCACGGAUUGCUAGGAGUGGCUUGAGAAGAUCAGGAGGUGCCAUUGGCAGUUCCAUAAGUGAGAGGGAUAUCUUCUGUGAGAGAGUAUCCAACCACAAAAGUUUCCUUCCUUCCCUUGAAAAAAUCAAUUCGAACAGUAAUUUGACAUACCUUUCCGCAAUCAAGCGGGUAAAUGACAUGAGCUUUGGGAGCAGGGAAAUAAGUACAACCCCACAUUAUCGAAUUCCUUCAGCAGAGCGGUUAGUGGAGUCAGAGUCAGAAUAUGAUGAACCAAGGUAUCCAGGAUUAGAGGCCACCAAGCCAGGUGAAAAGCCUAGAGUGGUUGUCCUUGGUACUGGAUGGGCAGCCUGUCGAUUUCUCAAGGGGCUUGACACUAGAAUUUAUGAUGUUGUUUGCAUAUCACCUCGAAACCACAUGGUCUUCACCCCUUUGCUUGCUUCAACUUGUGUUGGAACCCUCGAAUUCCGCUCAGUUGCCGAGCCCGGGACAAACAUCCAUACUGUCGCCGAAACACCGGAGCCCCGCCGUUUUGGGUUGGAUGAAGAGCUUCGCACUGUAUAA
Molecule: messenger RNA, 768 nt
Organism: Theobroma umbraticum
Lineage: Eukaryota; Viridiplantae; Streptophyta; Magnoliopsida; Malvales; Malvaceae
Source: RefSeq, a predicted model, not a curated record